GGACGGCUGUCUGGGCUCCGGGAGGCGGUGAGAUGUGAGGGGACUCCGGGGCAGGUAGAUGCGGAGACUGCACUCACUUGCCGAGAUCCCAGGAGCUGGAGAGAUGAACAACGUGAGCAGCAAUGAGACCGAGCCGGGCUCCCAGUCCCCGGGACGUGAUUUGCCGGCUCUGAUCCUCGGCACUUUGCUCAUCCUCCUGAUCACCGCCGGGAACUUACUGGUUUGUCUCAGCGUCUGGACCGAGAAGCCGCUCAGGACAACCACCAACUUCUUCAUCGUCAGCCUGGCCGUGUCUGACCUGCUGCUGGCUGUGCUCGUCCUCCCGCUCUAUGUCUACUCACAGUUUCAGGGUGGAGUCUGGACACUUGGCUCAGGUCUUUGUGAUUAUCUAAUGACUGUGGAUGUGAUGCUGUGUACAGCUUCAAUUUUCAAUCUGUGUUCGAUCAGUGUGGAUAGGUUUAUUGCUGUGUUGAUCCCACUGAAUUACAACAGGAAACAUGUCGAUCUCCGGCAGAUAGUCUUGAUCUCCAUGACCUGGAUCCUGGCGUUUGCUGUUGCCUCACCGAUUGUCUUUGGACUGAACAAUGUUCCUGACAGAGAUCAGGCCGUGUGUCAAUUGGAGGAUAACAAUUAUAUCAUUUAUUCUUCGGUCUGCUCCUUCUUCCUCCCCUGCCCAAUUAUGCUGCUUUUGUACUGUGGUAUGUUCCGAGGCCUCAGACGAUGGGAGGAAGCACGGAAACGCAAGCUGAGGCAUAAUUUGCAUGGUUUCAGGAAAAUUAAUGGAGACCCCUCGGAGCCGCAGAGUCCUCCCCCACUAAUAGACCGAAGUCCAACGCAUGUCAAACGUGAAGAACUGCAUCUCUUUCAAAAGUCAGACUGUGAUUUAUCAAGACAGUUCGUGGACAGGUCCAUUCAGACUGUAACUUUUUCAGAAGUGAAGUACGUUCGCUCACGCCCCGUGAACAGGAGGAAGCGUGCAAAGAUUAAUGGAAGGGAACGCAAAGCAAUGAAAGUGUUGCCCAUUGUUGUAGGUGCUUUUCUGUUUUGUUGGACUCCGUUUUUUGUGGUCCAUAUAACAAGAGCAACUUGUGAAACCUGCCACAUUUCACCUCAUCUCCUCAACACUGUAACAUGGCUCGGAUAUGUCAACAGUGCUGUUAAUCCAAUCAUUUAUACCAUCUUCAACAUGGAAUUCAGGAACUUCUUCAGAAAGGUGCUGCACCCCUGCUGCUGACAUGAAACUCUAUUGUAGAAGUGAUACAUACAUAAUAAUGUUAGUUCCUUGUUUUAUAUAGAUGAUUAAAUGCAUUUCCUGCUGUGACAUUCUAUUUUCUCCUAACCAUAACUUUCAGGAAUCUCCACAUUUGGAGAUUAACGGAGGGAAAAUGAAUCAGUCCCGACAGGUCAAUGAAUCACCAUGACCAACAGCUGCAUGCAAUCCAUGCAGGAAACUGAGUGGAAUUGGAAGUUCUGUUCAAAAUGUGCUAAUUUGCAAAAACUUGUAUCUAUGUAGCAACUUUUAUAAUCUCAGGAUGCCCUAAAGCCCUUCAUAAUGAAAUGCUUUUGAAGCGUCUUCACCGUUCAGGUGUAGGACAUGUGGCAAUUUGUUUGCACACAGCAAGCUCCUACAAACAGCAAUGUUAUAAUCACCAGAUAAUCUGUUUUAAAGCCUGUAAUUGUGGAAGAAAUAUUGACUCUUCAACGGUAGUCAUGGAGUCUUUUGGUUCCAACUGAAAGCACUGACAGGAACUCAGUUUGUUGUCUCACCUGGAAGACAACACCACUGACAGUGCAGUAUUCCUCUGUCCUGCCAUGUCUGAAAUGCAACCCUCUCUCAGCACUGUCUCCAACUGUGUAGCACUCCCUCAGUACUACUCCACAAGUUUCUGCCUGCGUUUGGGAUCCAAGUCUUUGGACCGACUCAAUUCCACAACCUUCUGACUGAGAGGUAAGAAGUCUGCUCAUUAAAGUUACAGCUCACCCAAAAGGUCUGAUGGUUUUCAUGGCAUUGAACAGCAAGAUGUAACAGGUCCUCGUAAUACUCACCCAAUGAAAUCAAAGUGUUGCAGGCAGAUUUUCCAUUCCCUUUGGAGCUUAACAGAUGAUGCAAAAAAUUUUUCACGUAAUUACUUCGCCACUGCAUUACUGGUUGAUCAUACUUACUGUAGUUGACACAUGCGACCUUCCCUCAUGACAGUGUGAUAUGUCUAAUGGGCCCUGACAAGUGUUGAUGACAUGGAUGGUCACAUUAAUGUUGAAAUGUCGGUGUUCAAUUUUGUUUUGUUGACCAUUUGUAAAAUAAUUCAUUUUGUAAAUUUAAAUAAACACUUCAUGUAAAAUACAGUGAAAGGCAUGAAACAGCUAUUUCGAUUGGUUUCAAAUUUGACCUUUUAAUUUUUACACUGGCUCUAGCUUUCUUGAUGACUAUCAAGAAUCUGUGAUCACUCACAGCUCUAAAGCAGUCUGUCUCAUUUGUCCGGAGCUGCCACCACAUUGCAAAUUAAGUCAUUUUCUGUCACUAUAAUGAAGGUUGAAGAUUGUGUUGCUGCACAGGUAGGCAAGGAAGGUUAGAUAUGUAGUAGGUCAGGCCCGGUGAGGUCAUUGAACUUUUAGCUGGCAGUACUGUGCACUACAGGACUAAACCAGUUGAACUUUAAUUCAGGUACCACAAAUUACAUUUAUUGGUGCUUUGAGUAGCACACACAUGCAAGCAUCUAUAUGUUUAGCCUUCAAUCUCCAAGAAGGAAUAGCAGUCCAAAUCAGUGAAGUUCUACAUUGCCGGGUGCC
Messenger RNA from Stegostoma tigrinum, 2787 nucleotides. Its product is annotated as D(4) dopamine receptor-like. Gene Ontology annotation, cellular component: plasma membrane. Bases 59 to 1234 code for a protein of 391 amino acids. The transcript has 4 exons. The record is from RefSeq and is a predicted model, not a curated record. Gene Ontology annotation, biological process: adenylate cyclase-activating adrenergic receptor signaling pathway; adenylate cyclase-inhibiting dopamine receptor signaling pathway. Gene Ontology annotation, molecular function: dopamine neurotransmitter receptor activity, coupled via Gi/Go; G protein-coupled receptor activity. NCBI's taxonomy places the organism in Eukaryota, Metazoa, Chordata, Chondrichthyes, Orectolobiformes, Stegostomatidae.